Molecule: messenger RNA, 600 nt
Organism: Colletotrichum chrysophilum
Lineage: Eukaryota; Fungi; Ascomycota; Sordariomycetes; Glomerellales; Glomerellaceae
Exons: 2
Coding region: 1-600 (199 amino acids)
Source: RefSeq, a predicted model, not a curated record
AUGUCGUCGAGCGCCGCGGAGCAACAGCCCCAAGAGGCUUCUACUACUACACCAAAGGCCGAAGAGACUCCCGCCGCCGCGCCGGCAGAGCCUGCGCUGCCCCCGUUGUCGCCGGCCGAGUUUAAAGUGUACAACCAGAUGGCUGAGAAGAUGGAUUACUUUCACAACCACUUCCGCGCACAAUGGACAAUCCUCCACGACGCCGCGACCUCGGGCCGGCGCCCGCGCAACAUGUCCCUAAAACAAUUCAUCGACACGGGGCUGCAGUUCGCGCAGCACCUGACGGCGCACCACGGGAUCGAGGAGCGCUUCGUGUUCCCGAUGCUGGCGCGGCGCAUGCCCGAGUUCCGCGCGGGGCGCAACGCGGACGCGCUGCUGCAGCAGCACCGGGCGAUCCACAAGGGCAUGGACCAGUUCGAGGCCUACUUAAAAGCGUGCCGCGCGCGCGAGACGGAGCUGGAGCUGGGCGUGCUGCGGGAGAAGAUGGACAGCUGGGGCGAGGUGCUGUGGACGCACCUGGACCAGGAGGUCAAGACGCUGGGCGCGGAGAAUAUGAGGCGGUAUUGGACGAUGGAGGAGGUGAGGAGCAUGCCCAUGUGA